Oreochromis niloticus (Nile tilapia) is the source of this 1579-nucleotide messenger RNA. It is a transcript of the gene glrx3, whose product is annotated as glutaredoxin 3. The transcript has a single exon. The record is from RefSeq and is a predicted model, not a curated record. Gene Ontology annotation, biological process: intracellular iron ion homeostasis. Gene Ontology annotation, cellular component: nucleus; cytosol. Lineage: Eukaryota; Metazoa; Chordata; Actinopteri; Cichliformes; Cichlidae. Bases 31 to 1008 code for a protein of 325 amino acids.
UGCGCGUGCAGAGGGUGAAAGGAAAGAAAAAUGGCGAAUCUCGUGGAGGCGACUACUCAACAGCAGUUUGAAGAUUUCUUAGCCAAAGCUGGAAAAUGCCUUACCGUGGUGCAUUUCCAAGCGGCGUGGGCUCCUCAGUGUGGCCAAAUGAACGAGGUGAUGGCCGAACUGGCCAAAGAACAUGCGCACACUACGUUCGUGAAGCUAGAGGCGGAAGCGGUCCCGGAGGUGUCGGAGAAGUAUGAAAUUUCCUCCGUCCCCACUUUCCUUUUCUUCAAGAGCGGAGAGAAAGUGGACCGCCUGGACGGGGCUCACGCUCCGGAACUGACUAAGAAGGUGCAGCGCCUCGCGGUGAGCGAGGGACCCGGUGGAGCCGCUGAGGGCAGCGGCGCAGAUCUGAACCAGCGGCUGAAGAAGCUAAUCAACGCCGCCCCCUGCAUGCUCUUCAUGAAGGGGUCACCCCAGGAGCCCCGCUGCGGAUUCAGCCGACAGAUAGUUGCGCUGCUGAAAGAGCACAACAUCCAGUUCAGCAGCUUCGAUAUCCUGUCCGAUGAGGAGGUCCGACAGGGGCUGAAGACGUACUCCAACUGGCCCACCUACCCCCAGCUGUAUGUGAACGGGGAGCUGGUGGGAGGACUGGACAUAGUGAAGGAACUGGCUGAGUCCGGAGAGCUGGAGAACACCUGCCCGAAGGCUGUCACCUUAGAGCACCGACUGAAGACCAUCAUCAAUCAGAGUCCAGUCAUGCUGUUCAUGAAGGGCAACAAAGAGGCUGCCAGAUGUGGCUUCAGCAGGCAGAUACUGGAGCUCUUGAACGGUACCGGGGUGGAUUAUGACACCUUUGAUAUCCUGCAGGAUGAAGAAGUGCGGCAGGGGCUCAAGACUUACUCUAACUGGCCAACCUACCCUCAGCUCUAUGUGAAAGGAGAGCUUAUCGGUGGUUUGGACAUUGUCAAGGAGUUGAAGGAGAGUGGAGAGCUGGUAUCAGUCCUGAAAGGGGAGUCGUAGAUGGAUCUGCAUUGGCUAUCUGAGGGAGGGAACAAGAAGCUGCUGCACAUACCCAGAUUAGCUCCAGUAACCCUGCAGAAGGGUCAAAAUAUUCUCUAGUAACUAAUUGUAUUGUAGCAGGGGGAUAGAUUCACUCUAAUUACAGUCAGAAAUGAAACUGCUGUCAACAGUAAGAAUUUACAUCUGUUUUUCUUUCUGGUAAUGAUUGUUACUGGAAAGCUGGGCUUCUAGAAAUUCUUGAAAAUACAUCUGAAGAUUUGUUUAACAUGACAUUUAAGUAAAUACUUCUUGCUGUCUGAUUCUUGGAAAAAUGAUGACGUUAGUUCACAAUAUCUGCAUUUCUUGGGAUUAUAGCUUUCCUUCCAGUGUUGACAGCCUCACACUUCAGUAUGUUAUGUAGACUUUUAUUUUCCUACCCAGGCCAGCUGCUCACUGUUCACACCGUCCUGUCUGCACAUUCUCCACCUUUAAAGUCCGAAAAGCUGUUUUUAGCUCUGUGCAAGGAUCACUCUGGUAACAAGCUAUGUGUGUUUGUCGGUAAGAUUACAAUUAAAAAUUAAAACAACUUAAA